Messenger RNA from Eublepharis macularius, 4277 nucleotides. RefSeq names its product mitogen-activated protein kinase 6 (gene MAPK6). Lineage: Eukaryota; Metazoa; Chordata; Lepidosauria; Squamata; Eublepharidae. The coding region runs from base 792 to 2954 and encodes 720 amino acids. Gene Ontology annotation, biological process: protein phosphorylation; intracellular signal transduction; cell surface receptor signaling pathway. Gene Ontology annotation, cellular component: cytoplasm; nucleus. The record is from RefSeq and is a predicted model, not a curated record. Gene Ontology annotation, molecular function: ATP binding; MAP kinase activity. The transcript has 6 exons.
GCCGCCGGGUUACAUGGCAGUAGCCGCGGCGCCGCUCCUCCUAUUGAGGCGAGAGGCGGUCGUCGCCGCCGACACCAGCGCCAGGGCCCGGUCGCGCCGUCCGCCCCGGAGGCUUUUCUCCCCGCUUUGUCGACCCUCAUGAGCCUGGGCAGCCCCGUUUUUACAGAAUAAGAUGGAUGGCAGCUUUGAUUGUGAUUGUGGUGAGCUGGAGCCACCUGAUCAUUAACUAACAGCAUCUUUUGUAAAUCAAGAGCUGCCACUUCCUUGACAAACUAGGCUGUAGACGAAAAGAAGACAUCGGAAAAGUGCUUGCAACACCCUAGAAUGAAGCUGCUCAGGACCAGUCCAACACUGAAUGUAUCUGCACUGUGAGGAGGAGGAUGUUAACAGAAGCCUAUUACAUGCAUAUUUAUUCACAUUUUUGUUAAAUGUUAGCCAGUUUAGCACAGUAGAGCUGAGUACAAAGUAUGUCAUUUCAUUCCGUUCGUUUUACUUGGGUUUCCUUUUAACGUCUGCGGAUAUGCUGCAUUUUUCUUGAACUAUGAAUGCUACACCCUUGCUAUCUUGGCUCAGUUUGAUUUAUAGAGUGUGUAGGUGCCAAGUCUAAAGGGGACCCAACAGGCCUGGUUGGCUAGCAAUGCGAUGAGAGUGUCAAGAAAUUAUACAGUCAACCUGAAGCUUUUCUUCUCCUUUUCCAUAAGAUCCUUCCCAUACCAGUGGAAGCAUCUUUACACUUUCACAAAAAGCCUAAUAGCUUAAAGAGGGAAAACAGAACGCAAAGAAUUUUCGAAAUGGCAGAGAAGUUUGAAAGCCUAAUGAACAUUCAUGGUUUUGAUCUGGGUUCUCGGUAUAUGGACUUAAAACCACUGGGCUGCGGUGGCAAUGGCUUAGUUUUUUCUGCUGUCGAUAAUGACUGUGACAAAAGAGUGGCUGUCAAGAAAAUUGUCCUUACAGAUCCUCAGAGUGUGAAGCAUGCUCUGCGUGAGAUCAAAAUUAUUAGAAGGCUUGACCACGACAACAUUGUCAAAGUAUUUGAAAUCCUUGGUCCCAGCGGGAGUCACUUGACGGAUGACGUCGGCUCUCUGACAGAACUGAACUGCGUUUACAUUGUUCAAGAGUACAUGGAGACAGACCUGGCUAAUCUGUUGGAGCAAGGGCCCUUACUGGAAGAACACGCUAGGCUCUUCAUGUACCAGCUGCUACGUGGCCUCAAGUAUAUCCACUCUGCAAAUGUUCUGCACAGAGAUCUCAAACCAGCUAACCUGUUCAUUAAUACUGAAGACUUGGUGCUGAAAAUUGGUGACUUUGGUCUUGCACGGAUCAUGGAUCCUCACUAUUCCCAUAAGGGUCAUCUUUCUGAAGGAUUGGUAACUAAAUGGUACAGAUCACCUCGCCUUUUGCUGUCUCCCAACAACUAUACUAAAGCCAUUGAUAUGUGGGCUGCAGGUUGCAUCUUUGCUGAAAUGCUGACAGGGAAAACUCUCUUUGCAGGUGCACAUGAACUUGAACAGAUGCAGCUGAUUUUAGAAUCGAUUCCGGUUGUUCAUGAGGAAGAUCGUCAGGAACUUCUGAACGUCAUUCCAGUUUACAUUAAAAAUGACAUGACUGAGCCACACAAACCUUUAACUCAGCUCCUCCCAGGCAUUAGCCCUGAAGCACUGGACUUCCUGGAACAAAUACUGACCUUCAGUCCUAUGGAUCGAUUGACAGCGGAAGAAGCUUUGUCCCAUCCUUAUAUGAGCAUUUACUCCUUCCCAACUGAUGAGCCCAUUUCAAGCCACCCUUUUCAUAUCGAGGAUGAGGUGGAUGACAUUUUGCUCAUGGAUGAAAGUCACAGUCAAACCUAUAAUUGGGAAAGAUACCACGAAAGUCAGUUUUCAGACCACGACUGGCCUAUCCAUAACAACUUUGAAGCUGAUGAAGUUCAGCGUGAUCCAAGAGCUCUUUCUGAUGGGACUGAUGAGGAGGAAGUGCAAGUAGAUCCUCGCAAAUAUUUGGAUGGCGACCGUGAAAAGUAUCUGGAGGAUCCAGCUUUUGACACCCACUUCUCUACUGAGCCUUGCUGGCCAUAUCCAGAUCACCAUGAAAACAAGUAUUGUGAUCUGGAAUGUAGCCACACCUGUAAUUACAAAAUGAGGUCUACUUCCUACCUAGAUAAUUUAGUUUGGAGAGAGAGUGAAGUGAAUCAUUACUAUGAGCCUAAGCUUAUAAUAGAUCUUUCAAACUGGAAGGAGCAGAGUAAAGAGAAGUCAGACAAGAAAGGCAAGUCAAAGUGUGAAAGGAAUGGCUUAGUGAAAGCUCAGAUAGCGCUUGAGGAAGCCUCACAGCAGCUGGCCGAAAAGGAGAGGGAGAAGCAUCAGGGGUUUGACUUUGAUUCGUUCAUAGCAGGAACCAUCCAGCUUAGCUUGCAGCAUGAGUCGACUGAAGUGGAUAAAUUAAACGACUUGAAUAGUUCAGUGUCCAACCUAGAAUCGAGAGGAAUAUCCAAGUCAGUAAGUAGAGAGAAGCAAGAAAAAGGAAUGGCCAACUUGGCCCAGUUGGAAGCUCUGUACCAAAACUCGUGGGAUAGUCAGCUUGUGAGCGGGGGGGAGGAGUGUUUUCUUAUAGACCAGUUUUGUUGUGAAGUAAGGAAAGAUGAGCAGAUGGAGAAGGAAAACACUUACACCAGUUACCUGGACAGGUUUUUUAGCAAGAAGGAGGAUGCUGAAGUGCUGGAAACUGAGCCAGUUGAAGAUGGGAAGCUCGGGGAGAAGGACAGAGAAGGAAGUUUUAUUAGUAAUAGCGGGGAAUUUCUUUUUAACAAGCACCUCGAAGCGAUAGGUAUUCCCCAGUUUCACAGUCCUGUUGGCUCCCCACUUAAAUCAAUACAGGCCACAUUAACACCUUCUGCUAUGAAAUCAUCUCCUCAGAUUCCCCAUAAAACAUACAGCAGCAUUCUGAAACACCUAAAUUAAAAAACAGCAGACAUUUCUUUUUGUACUCAUGAAAUGCGUGUUUUUUUUAUUGUAAUUUUUUUUUACUUGAAAUCAGAUGAUGUAACUUUGGUAUGGAUUUCUUUAGUUUUCUGUUUACCAUUGUUUUUACAAACCAGAAUUGCUUUCUUUACAUAACAAUUUUUUUUAAACUGGCAUGUCGUUUGCACACAAAGGUAAAGAACAGAGCAAAACAAUGCAAGUUGCAGGAAGAAAAAACAUGAAAAUGCACUAAACCAAGUAGAAACACUCAGUUUAAAACAGUUGUCCGUGUUUUGCAGAGGAAGAAGAAUAAGAAUCUUGCCUUGAAAAUUAUACAGUGAGACUAUACAUAUUUGCAUGAAAAUAUCUAUUUUUUCCCUGAAACAUUUUUCAUUCAUAUGUAUUUUAGAAUUUUUCAUACUGUACACAUUUCUUAGACACAUGAUACCAGCAGCAACUGAAAACGAAUGCAGAAUUUGGUACGCAUGUGUUAUCUACCUCAAGGUAACAGCAGUAUGUGGCAAACCAUUAACCACCCCUAGUGCUUUUCAUAAUGCACUUCUAUUUAGCCAGCAUUAUUGUAGUAGGUGGUAUUAUGGGCAAAAAACAUUCAAUAUUUAUAAAUAUUCUGGUAUGCAUUCUUUAUAGUGGAAAUGUUAAUAUUCAGCGUUUUUAAUUUAUUUUAGCAAAUUAUAUUUUCUGUAACGAUAGAAAGUCAACUUAAAUUUUUUUUGAAACUUGCUUUACAGAUUUUUUAAAAAGUUCUUGUUAGCACUAUGGUUUAUUGCCUACAUAGCUGAAAUAGAGAUGAAAUAACAUCCCCUUAUUCUGAGGUGAUCCAUGUGAGGGUUUUUCUUUAAAAAAAAAAAAAAGAUUUCACUUCAAGUAAGGCACUCACUGUGUAUAGGAAUUUGCAAUUUGGAGGUGCUUGAUCUCUACGAAGAAAUUAGGAAUUGUUUUACUAUAAAAUGCUCCUAGAAGUCUUAAUUGUGUUUAAUUUUUUUAAAACAAUUUUUGUAAUGUUAGUUGUGUGCAUGGAAAAAAAUUAAGGUACAACAUUACUGUAGGUUAAAAAUUCUGUAUGGUCAGGCAUUUUGUUUUUACUGUCUGUUUAUAACUGAAUGAUGCCCACGCCCCCAUUUCCAAUGCACGCAUGAGUAUGAUUAGUUUUAAAUGUAGCAUGUAGCAUCUCGGUCUUCUGACAGUUUGUUUUUACCUUUUGGUUUUCUGUUUUUGUUUUGUUUUUUGUUUUUCAUUUUGGGAAAUAUCAUUGGCUCCCCUGUUUAAAGAAAGAAACAAAUAAAACAUGGCCAGCAACAAUGA